Molecule: messenger RNA, 915 nt
Organism: Diospyros lotus (date-plum)
Lineage: Eukaryota; Viridiplantae; Streptophyta; Magnoliopsida; Ericales; Ebenaceae
Exons: 1
Coding region: 72-725 (217 amino acids)
Source: RefSeq, a predicted model, not a curated record
UCUCCCUCUCUCUUCUGCGAGGUUUUCCCCAAACCUCGCAGAAACAAGAAACCCCCCUUCCCUCUCUUUGCAUGAUAUAUGUAUAUCAUCUUGAUCAUCUCUAUCAUGAUCUUUAUAUGUCUAAAUUCUUCCUUAUAACCAUUAAAGUUCAGCUCGCACGAUCGAGGGCUGUCUUGUUGAUCAUGGCAGCCCACGGCGGGGUGAACCCGGCGGCCAUGAGCAAGAGACUAUGGAACGCGGUGAGGGUUGCGUUGUUUAUGCUGAGGAAAGGGUUGGUCUCGAACAGGAACGCCGUGGCUGACUUGAAUCUGAUGGUGAAGAAGAGAGCGAAGCUUCUGAAGAGGGCUCUCCGGAAUCUGUUGUCCCACCACCGGAAACAACCCAGAGGCAUGGCUGUGGCCGGCCGCGGGUUACGGGAAUAUGAGUUCUCUUGCAGCAACAACUCAAGUCCUGUAUUUUUCGGGCCGUCGACGUGGAAGAGGAAACGCCACCAUCGACUCCUUCAGCUUCCAUGCAUCAAUCGGUCUCUGGUCCAGCAGCAAGAGGAAGAAGGAGAGGAAGAGGAAGAGGAAGAAGAUGAGAUGGUUAAUGGCGAUGGAAACGGAGAAGUGGACGACGAUGCGGAGGAAUUCAUCAGAAGGUUUUAUGAGCAGCUGAGGCUGCAAAGUAGGAUUCAGUAUCUCCAGUAUGAUCAAGACAUGCAAUUCCAGCAGGACAUCAAUUAAUCAAUGCCUCUUCUUCUUCUUUAAUGAAUGAAUAAAUAAAUGAAUAAUUCUCCAUUUAUAAAUGGAAAAUAUUUUUAUUUUAAAAUGAUGGCAUUUUACAUAUUCUGUCUAUUGUAUACUCAACAUGAUAUUUAUGAAUGUGUCACUUUAAAUUAAUUUGUGUUCUUUGAUUUCAAACUAAUCCAACUUU